This is a messenger RNA of Coccomyxa subellipsoidea C-169, 936 nucleotides long. Its product is annotated as Abi-domain-containing protein. The record is from RefSeq and is a predicted model, not a curated record. Gene Ontology annotation, molecular function: metalloendopeptidase activity. Gene Ontology annotation, biological process: CAAX-box protein processing. The transcript is spliced from 5 exons. The coding region runs from base 1 to 936 and encodes 311 amino acids. NCBI's taxonomy places the organism in Eukaryota, Viridiplantae, Chlorophyta, Trebouxiophyceae, Coccomyxaceae. Gene Ontology annotation, cellular component: endoplasmic reticulum membrane.
AUGUUGCGCACAUUGUUGGAUUGUUUGUUGAUCAGCACCGCCUAUGUUGCACCAUUCUACCUUCAGACGGGCCUGUCCCGGUCCCACACCAAAGUCAUCCUCUCAAGAUUCCUCUCUACAGCACUCGUCUGUGCCGUGGCUUGGCUGCCCCUUUUCUUCGCCCUUUCCAGGCUGCAGGCAAGUCUAACGGCGCCAGAGUCUCCUUAUAUUCUUAUUCAUGCUCUGUUGGGCUUGCGUCUGAGUGGUCUGGGUGCAGCUGUGACGCUGCCUGUGCUGCUCACGGCUGCGCUCUUUUUGGGGCCCCUCACUGUUUGGACUUUGGAUUGGUACCAGGGUGUGCUGGCUGGGCGGCGGGGUCGUCCCCUUAUACAGGUGGAGCGCUUGCAUUUGCUCUCUUUAAAGGAGCAUAUGGGUGUGCAGCUUCUGCGGGACAUAGUGAUGGGGCCUUUGACAGAGGAGUUUGCAUUCAGAUCUUGCAUGGCUCCGUUGCUCCUGCUGCAGGGGCUUAGCGCAGGCCGCACAAUUUUAGUGACUCCUUUAUUCUUUGGCUUGGCCCAUGUGCAUCAUCUGUACGAAUAUGUUGUCCAUCAGAGGCGCAGUCUGGCGACUGCCUUAUUUGCGGUGACCUUUCAAUUUGGCUUCACAACGCUGUUCGGCUGGUUUGCAACGUUUGUAUUUCUGCGGACUGGCCACUUGGGGGCGGCUGUGGCAGUACAUUCUUUCUGCAACCUUAUGGGCUUCCCGGACUUUGGAGCCCUUAGAUCUCACCCUACUAGAGGCCUUGUCCGAGCAGCAUUUGGCUUGGGUAUCUGCCUGUUUUGCGCCCUGCUUGUGCCCCUGACGCGCCCAGCACUUUAUCACAACCUAGCAACUAGCGCCGAUGCUGGCAACGCGUACCUAGCAAAGUUGCAAUAUUUGAGGCAAAGCAGUGUGUGA